AUGCGAGAAGGUCCUGUACAUCCGCGACGCAUUCGGGGACUGCGGGAAAGUGGACAAGGUAAAAUCCAUCAGCCCGUACUACUGCAUGCCACACUGCGUCUACCGAUUAUGGCGCAGGCGUUGGGUCUGCCACAAGUGCCAUGGGCCAAACCAGAAGGUCUCGCGGUGCGCCAUCAAAAGGUGCGGACACAUCAUUUGUCGCGAGUGCAAACCCUCCAAGUGAUUCGCCACAAGAAAGACAAUGCAAAAACGGUCACGUACAACGCACUAGAGCACAUCAGAUGGAGUGGAAUAGCCAAGCAUCCUACGCUAGUACCGCCAGUACCAGUGUAUAGCCCUUCUGUUGGAGACUGGGUGUGA
Colletotrichum navitas is the source of this 360-nucleotide messenger RNA. RefSeq lists its product as uncharacterized. The transcript has 2 exons. The coding region runs from base 1 to 360 and encodes 119 amino acids. The record is from RefSeq and is a predicted model, not a curated record. NCBI's taxonomy places the organism in Eukaryota, Fungi, Ascomycota, Sordariomycetes, Glomerellales, Glomerellaceae.